GAGAGACAGAGAGAGACAGAGAGACCGAGAGAAAGAGAGAGAGACAGAGAGGGGAGUACACUGCUGAGGGAGCCUGUCUGCUGUCACACGUGUCUGCCCUCACCUCCUCUGUACUCUAGCUUCACAGGAGACAUACUGCACUCACCACAUCUGGACCUACAGGACGUCAAUGAGAUCUGGCCUCUCAACCUCUACACCUCUUUUCUGAUUAACCUAAUCUACAAAGAAUCUGAUCCAAAUACAAAGCCUUCCGAGGGAAACUCGAUGGCAGAGGUUGUGGAAACACUUGGAAAGAACACAAUGAUACAUGCUGUAUGAAGUGAAAGAAAAUCCUUCCUGGGGGGGGGGAAAUGGUGUGUUUGAAAGGCACUCUACGGGGCUCAUCGUAUCCACACUCAAGGUCAGUUCCUGGCUAAGGAAAGAGGAAAUCCUUGUGCUCUGUGGGAUGAGAGUUCAACUGUGGUGCAUUAGCUGAUCCUUCAUCAUCUCCCCCUCCACCUGCUCCCCCUUUCAUCAUCGACACACUAUGUGGAUGUUGUUAUCUUUAGCCGUAUGGAUUCUCAAUGUCACAAAUCUCACUCAUGGAUAUGACUAUGAUGAGUAUUACCCAGGCGAGGAGGAAACCAAGGCCCCGCUGGUUGGGGAGGGACUCAGUGAUUUAGACACAGUGUCUAAUGUGGACGAGCUGGUGGAGCUGUUGUACCCAGAGUACAGUCUGGUGCAGAAUUGCCUACGUAGGAAAACCCAGCGCACCUCCACUCCUCUCCAUGCUGAAGACGACGUCUGGGCCUGGGGCAAGCCCAGGGAGGGGGCACUGUACAAGUCUGACGACGGCACCUUUGACGUUAUUCUGGAGGAGAUCCAGCGUACCAUGUGCAGUCCUCGGGAGGUGUGUCUGGAGGUGUCUAAAGAGUACCCAGAGAGCACCCGUCACUUCUACAUGCCUCGCUGUGUGUCUGUGCACCGCUGUGGGGGCUGCUGUACCCACGAGGGUCUGUACUGCACCAACACCAGCCAUACUUACAGCAACAAGACGCUGCUGGAGAUGACUCACCGUGAACACUCUGUGGUGAUGGUGGCGUUCGUCAACCACACAUCCUGUGAGUGUCUGUCCAAGAGGCCCCAGCACUCCGUCAUCAGGAGGGCUGCUGCAGCCCACCUCACCGUGUGUUCUCCGCCAGAUGUUCCCUGCAGUACAGGACUGGUCUGGGACCCCACCAGCUGCCUGUGUGUUCCCAUGGACACAAGCUUCUUCUCCGAGAGAGAGCUGGAACCCCUGGAGUCGGCCUUGCUGGCGCUGUGUGGCCCCAACAAAAUCCUGGACGAGGACAGCUGUGAGUGUGUGUGUGAGAACGGUCUGACAGAGGCCAGCUGUGGGCUGGGCUGGCGUCUAGACCAGGUGUCCUGUGAGUGUCUCUGUGAGGACCAGCCCGCCCCGGGGACCUGCCCUCCCAACCAACGCUGGGACCCAGAGCUGUGUGGCUGUGUGUGCCGGGCAGAGUGCCCCCGUAGCCAGCCUCUCAACCCAGAGACGUGCCUGUGCCAGUGCAGGGAUAGCCCUCAGACCUGCCUGCUAGAGGGCAAGAGGUUCAACGCACACAACUGCAGCUGUUACCGGCUGCCCUGCAGAAAGCCACACAACAGCUGUCCAACAGGCUUCUACUACAGCCACUACGUCUGCCAGUGCAUACCCAACCACAUGAGGUCAGGGGAGUGGAACUGACAAAGCUGGCGUUACCAGCACCGGUGUUACCAGUACCGGUGUUACCAGCACCGGUGUUACCAGCACUGGUGCCAAACUCUAGGGUCAAUGUACUGUAACUGUAUGGUGGAAACGAGGCGGUGUGUUUGCAAUGUAGAGCCGGUAGAUGGAGGCUAGAAUAGGGGAAUGUUUAUUUAAUGAAUUCUCCUGAUAGGCUGCGAGGCUCUCCAUCGUCAGACCAGGGAACAUACAAUGAAGCACACAACGAUGCAGUCGUCUAGAUACUGCAGGUCAUGGUCUGAAUCAUGGACAUUAUUGACAUUGCCUCAGAUUCAUUAUGUGUGGCUGUUCAAAUGAGAAAAAAAAUAUUCAUUCCAUAAAAUGAAAUAAUUUUCAAUUAUCUGACAUUGAUAUUUAUUGCAAGUGACCCUGCAGCUCUCCGAGAUGACGAUGACGUAACUGGGAAGAAACGCCCUGACAUGAGAAGGAAGACAAAAGACUGAAAUAUAAAGCCCAUGCAUAUACUGUAUUGUACAAAACGUGUGACUGUAGUCAGUGGUGGCUGUGAAUGAAAAGUGUGUUUUUAAUGUCAUAUCCUAUUUGUAUUGUAUUUAAAAUACACGCUAUUGAUAAAAUAAAAUACAAACUUGAUUGGCUUUGGUAAAUGUGUACGGUGUGUGUUUGAUAAGAGUUUUGUGACAAGAAGUUUGGCAACAGACUAUGGGAACCAGACCAGACUGGCACCAUGGAGAGUGUGAUGUGAUGUCUCCAAUCACAAAACAAAGGCAUCGAAAAACACACACUCCUGCAGUGAAAAUGGAUCCAAGACCUUUGUCUCAAAUUCCUCAUACCAGCCGUAUGUGUUUGGAACAAUAAACACUAUCUCGAGGUUAAUUGCAGAGAGAUCUAAUUCCCGUCUGGCUUGUGUCUUUAGAAACUGCCAUCCACAGUUGGUACUCUAAACCAGCGCAGCCCUCUGUACAGAAACAGGACUGCAUAGCUAAACUCUGUGAUAGUUGCAGUAGUUAGUUUGGUUUAUAAGUAGGCCUACAGAGUAGAGACAGUACUUUAGACGGUUGACUUAUGGUCAAGGAUGAUAUAUGUUUUGUUAGCGGAAAGGUCACUUUUUUUGUUUUUACAAAGUUCAAUAUUGUGAAUCUCAAUUUCAAGGCUACACCACCGUCUCAA
Messenger RNA from Oncorhynchus mykiss (rainbow trout), 2890 nucleotides. RefSeq names its product vascular endothelial growth factor C. Gene Ontology annotation, biological process: positive regulation of protein phosphorylation; response to hypoxia; sprouting angiogenesis. The record is from RefSeq and is a predicted model, not a curated record. Gene Ontology annotation, cellular component: membrane. Lineage: Eukaryota; Metazoa; Chordata; Actinopteri; Salmoniformes; Salmonidae. Gene Ontology annotation, molecular function: chemoattractant activity; growth factor activity; vascular endothelial growth factor receptor 3 binding.